AUGCAUUUCACUCGCUACCUGGCCCCGGCCGCCUUCGCAUCCGCAGCGGUCGCCGAAAAGACCUUUUGCGGUGCCCCCAACGACUACGAGGUCCUCAUGGGCACUCCGUGGAUCGUCUACUCGAUGAACUACGCCUAUCAGGCCAUCAAGGGAUCGGCCUGCACCGGCUACUACGGCACGUCUGGAUCUGGCGAUGCCCAGCGGAUCCAAUGGAGCAGCAUCUGGGACAUUGAUCCCACGUACCAAAAGGAUGUCGUCAAGGGAUACUCCUUCAUCGGCCUGACCCAGAACCUCGAGACCAAGCUCAGUGAUAUUCAGAGCAUCCCCAGCACCUACAGCUGGACUGUCUCCAACUCUUCGGCCUAUAAGGGCAACGUCGUCUACGACUUCAUGACCUCCGACACCAAAGGCGACAGCACGUCAAGCAACGCCCAGGAGCUCAUGCUCUGGCUCCGCUGGGAAGGCGGACAGGUGCCCAUUGGCUGGGCCGAGGGCCCGACGGCCACGAUCGACGGGCUCUUUGGCAAGGACGGGUGGAAGCUCUACCAGGGCAAGAACACCGAUACCGGCAUCACCGUGUCUUCGCUGCUUGCUCCCACCCAGUACGGCGACCUGGAGAAGGGCUCCUUCGAGGGAGACAUCAAGGACUGGCUCCUCGCGCUCUCCAAGCAGGGCGUCUUCUCCGAGAGCACCUACGUCAAUGUCGGAAAUGCUGGCCAGGAGCCGUACUGGGGUACCGUCACGUUCAACAACACUCUUGGCUUGAACAUCAACCUUUGA
Messenger RNA from Colletotrichum scovillei, 780 nucleotides. Its product is annotated as xyloglucan-specific endo-beta-1,4-glucanase A. The record is from RefSeq and is a predicted model, not a curated record. Gene Ontology annotation, molecular function: cellulase activity. Lineage: Eukaryota; Fungi; Ascomycota; Sordariomycetes; Glomerellales; Glomerellaceae. Bases 1 to 780 code for a protein of 259 amino acids. Gene Ontology annotation, biological process: polysaccharide catabolic process. The transcript is spliced from 2 exons.